ACUCUGCUGGCACUGGAGCUGAAUAGAGUGGAGUAUAAUCUCUUUCCCUCAGCUGCUUUCAAAAAUGGCGGUGAACACAAGCACGUCUCUAGUGUUGUCCAGUCUGCUGUCGGUGCUGGUGUUUGCAGGAAUGCAGAUGUUCAGUCGACAGCUGGCUUCUUCAGAGUGGCUCACCAUCUUGGGCGGCUUCCUGGGCUCCUUGUUGUUUAUCUGCUCUCUUACUGCUUUCAAUAACCUGGAGAACCUGGUCUUUGGCAAAGGCUUUCAAGCCAAAAUCUUCCCAGAGAUUGUCGUGUGCAUGUUCCUGGCACUGUUUGCAUCCGGUUUGGUGCAUCGCGUUUGUGUGACAACAUGCCUGAUCUUCUCUGUCUUCGCACUUUACUACAUCAAUAAAGUGUCAGCAGCUCUUUACCAGGCAGCACCCGCUCCAAUUCCAGCCAAACCCACCAGCAAGGGCAAAAGGAAGAAUUGAAGCACUUUAGCCAUCCCAGCACAAUCACAGUCAUCACAGCACUGUCUGCUAAAGCUACACAAUCUGAUGUGUUUGCCAACAGCACACUGUCUUUUUUUUAUUCAUUCCAUUCAAACUUAAAAAUGUGUAACAAAUUUUGUCAAACCAGUCACAGAUGUUUGGUUUUUGGUUCUGUUCGCAAAAUAUUUUUGUUUAAGGCGUUUGUUAUUAAAAGUUGAUUGAAUCAUC
This is a messenger RNA of Danio rerio (zebrafish), 700 nucleotides long. It is a transcript of the gene krtcap2, whose product is annotated as keratinocyte associated protein 2. The record is from RefSeq and is marked provisional. NCBI's taxonomy places the organism in Eukaryota, Metazoa, Chordata, Actinopteri, Cypriniformes, Danionidae. Gene Ontology annotation, cellular component: membrane.